This is a messenger RNA of Triticum aestivum (bread wheat), 674 nucleotides long. Its product is annotated as putative glutaredoxin-C14. NCBI's taxonomy places the organism in Eukaryota, Viridiplantae, Streptophyta, Magnoliopsida, Poales, Poaceae. The transcript has a single exon. The coding region runs from base 124 to 438 and encodes 104 amino acids. The record is from RefSeq and is a predicted model, not a curated record.
GCACACAAGCUCAGUAUAGCAGCUACAAGCCACUCACGACUUCACGAGCUGACCAACACCCUUCCAAGCCUCCUUCCAUCACUUUGCCCGCGGAGCUCGACCGCUGCGAGGUUACAUCACAAGAUGGACCGUGUAAUGAAGCUAGCAUCUGAGCGUGCCGUGGUGGUGUUCACCCUGAGUCCCUGUUGCAUGUGCCACACAGUGGAGCGUCUGUUUCGUGACCAGCUUGGGGUGAAUGCGCUGGUGCACGAGCUCGACCAGGACCCUAGGGGCAAGGAGAUGGAGAGAGCUCUCCUCAAGAUGCUCGGCAGGGGGCCGUCGGUGCCGGUCGUCUUCAUCGGCGGGAAGCUUGUUGGUGGCACCAACAGGAUCAUGUCUCUACACCUCGGUGGCGAGCUAGUCCCCAUGCUCAAGAAUGCCGGUGCUCUCUGGCUAUAGAGAGAUAGUUCAAGAGACGACCUAACUCUUGUACAACUCGGAGAGAUAAGAUGGUUGACGAGUAACGUGUGAGUUGCACAUUUUCCUAGAAUAAUCCAAGUGACCUAGUGUGUGUCAAGGAAGGUUUUUUCUCUCCUACCUUGACAGUCACAAGGUUUGAUCUCGCUGGUAGUUAAGUAGCGAGUGAUGUGCGUGGUUGCUGUAAUAAUAUUCUUCUUAAGUUUUUGUUAUAUCUA